This is a messenger RNA of Scaptodrosophila lebanonensis, 2165 nucleotides long. RefSeq lists its product as uncharacterized. The coding region runs from base 96 to 1700 and encodes 534 amino acids. The record is from RefSeq and is a predicted model, not a curated record. Lineage: Eukaryota; Metazoa; Arthropoda; Insecta; Diptera; Drosophilidae. Gene Ontology annotation, molecular function: chitin binding; protein binding. The transcript has 6 exons. Gene Ontology annotation, biological process: carbohydrate metabolic process. Gene Ontology annotation, cellular component: extracellular region.
GUGGCUGUGUAUUGGAAACGUACUUUCUGUUACGCUUCCUCUUGGUAAAGCCGUCGUUUUCAUUGUGAGCUGAGCGACGAAGCGCUGUCCCCAACAUGGCGUACGUGUGGCCGAUAUUGAGCAUUUUUGUGCUCUUCUGUGCAAUGGCACACUGUCAGGAUGGCAGAGACAAACUUGAAGGUGUUGAUGUGGAGGAAGCUUGUGCGGAUCGACCCGCCGAUGAAUACUUCCGUCUCGAUUCCGAAGGCGAUUGUCGUGAAGUGUACAGAUGUGAAGAUGCUGCUGAAGAUGGCACCAAACGUUUGGCGUCGAUUCGCUGCUCCGGUGGCUUGGCGUUCGAUGUUCUGCGUCAGAUAUGUGAUUGGAAAUCGAAUGUGAAGAAUUGUGACGUCGCAGAAAAGCCUCGUAAGGCAAAGCCUAUACUGAAGACUGACGAGCCCAUUUGUCCCGAGGGAAAGCUGUCCUGCGGAGACGGUGAGUGCUUGGACAAGGAGCUUUUCUGCAACGGCAAGCCCGACUGCAAGGACGAGUCUGAUGAGAAUGCUUGCUCCGUCGACGAGGAUCCCAACAGAGCACCCGAGUGCGAUACCACACAGUGCGCUCUACCCGACUGCUUCUGCUCCGCGGACGGUACACGAAUUCCCGGCAGCAUUGAACCCCAACAAGUACCACAGAUGAUCACGAUAACCUUCAAUGGUGCCGUCAAUGUGGACAACAUCGAUUUGUAUGAAGAUAUCUUCAAUGGCCAGCGUCAGAAUCCCAACGGUUGCUCCAUCAAGGGCACUUUCUUUGUUUCACACAAGUACACCAACUACUCGGCCGUGCAGGAUCUGCACCGCCGCGGCCAUGAGAUCUCCGUCUUUUCUUUGACGCACAAGGAUGAUCCAAACUACUGGACAGGUGGCAGCUACGAUGACUGGCUCGCCGAAAUGGCCGGCUCCCGUCUCAUUGUCGAGAGAUUCGCAAACAUUACCGAUGGCUCCAUCAUUGGCAUGCGAGCACCCUAUCUGCGUGUAGGUGGCAACAAACAGUUUGAGAUGAUGGCAGAUCAGUUCUUUGUUUACGACGCCUCGAUCACCGCUUCCCUGGGUCGUGUGCCCAUCUGGCCGUACACCCUGUACUUCCGCAUGCCCCACAAGUGCAAUGGCAACGCCCACAAUUGCCCAUCGCGUAGCCAUCCCGUCUGGGAGAUGGUCAUGAACGAGUUGGAUCGCCGUGACGAUCCCACUUUCGAUGAAUCCUUACCUGGCUGUCAUAUGGUAGACUCGUGCUCAAACGUUGCCAGCGGCGAGCAGUUCGCUCGUCUCCUGCGUCAUAAUUUCAACCGCCACUACAAUAGCAACCGUGCUCCUCUAGGUCUGCAUUUCCAUGCAUCAUGGCUCAAGUCGAAGAAGGAAUACCGCGACGAGCUGAUCAAGUUCAUCGAAGAAAUGCUGGGCCGUAACGACGUCUUCUUUGUUACAAACUUGCAGGUUAUUCAGUGGAUGCAAAACCCUACUGAGUUGAAUUCACUGCGCGACUUCCAGGAAUGGAAGGAGAAGUGCGACGUUAAGGGUCAACCCUAUUGCUCGCUGCCUAAUGCGUGUCCGCUGACCACCAGGGAGCUGCCCGGUGAGACGCUUCGCCUGUUCACUUGCAUGGAGUGCCCCAAUAACUACCCUUGGAUCUUGGAUCCAACUGGCGAUGGUUUCUCCGUUUAAGACAGAACAAAACACACUAUCUAUCCUUUCUAUAAAACAAGAGAACAACUUAUUGUAGUUCCACCGAGAGUCUGAUAAACUAAAAUCUUUAAUUUGCGUCUACUAUCUACACACACAAGCACACACAAACCGAACUAUGGAAUGCAAAAAUACUCAAUUGUUACAUCUUUAGAAUCACUUUCUAGAACUGUUUUCUUUUCAACUCUUAUUUAUAACACUCUUUCCUUGCUAUUUCUUUUUCACAUUUCCCUACUUCCUACUGAUUCUCCGAUUUUGUUAUUUUAAUUUUCUCUUUGAUUAUGUUGAUGAUACAGUGAUUUGUUUUAUUUUACUAUUCGCUGCUUCUUUGUUCUGUUCAAACAACCUUCACAAAAACGCGCCAAAAAUCGCAGCAGCAGACAAAUCUUUUUAAUUAUAUAGGUAUUUUUUAUAAGAAGAUAUAAAAAAUAUAUUUUAAAAAAUCGA